Fusarium redolens is the source of this 1207-nucleotide messenger RNA. RefSeq names its product cutinase. The coding region runs from base 388 to 1116 and encodes 242 amino acids. Lineage: Eukaryota; Fungi; Ascomycota; Sordariomycetes; Hypocreales; Nectriaceae. Gene Ontology annotation, molecular function: hydrolase activity. The record is from RefSeq and is a predicted model, not a curated record. The transcript is spliced from 4 exons.
UGAGACAGGCUUGAUAAGGUAACUAACUUAUAGCCAAACAUUGAUGUAUAUCUGUUUGCAAUGCACAGCACAAACGGAAUCUGAGUUCAGCUCACACUGUGAGUUUAUCCGUUCAUUUGUCUUUGUCUCUGUAUUCGUCUUUAUUUUGUUUCUUAUUAUUUUCUACCUUUGCUGUUUCCUCCCGCUCUGCGGACCAAAGUCAUUGGCAAAUUGAACUGCGACUUCAGCUUCAUCUGUUUUCAUCGAUCGCAAUCGUUCCAAUAAUACCAAGUCUUAUUUCUCUAUUCUUCUGUAAGAUUGAGGUUGCCGUAAUUUUCCCAGUCCCAUGUUUGCCUGCGGGCCGCUGAACUCGUCACUUAUCUAGUUAGUCUCCGGAAGUCUCUCACGAUGCUCUUCAUUCUCAGAUACCUCAUUCUUUUUGUGACCUUCGUUGCUUGUCAAGAAUAUGGUCAGCCUGGAAACGCCAGUUGUGUCUCCGGAGCUCACAUCAUCGUGGCCAGAGGCAGUCUUGAACCUCAGGGGCCAGGCAUCAUCAGAGCAGUUGCUCAACAGGUCUUAGAUGGAAUCCCCUACUCUAAUAUGGUCUCACUAGAAUAUCCGGCUAUUUACAACCCGUACCAGCCGUCACAGAUGGAAGGCAUUGCGGCUCUCUCUGUUGUCCUAGCCCAGUAUGUCACGGUCUGUCCGAAGACAAAGGUCAUUCUACUUGGGUUCUCGCAGGGUGCCCAUGUCAUUGCAGACGUGAUGUGCGGCGCAAGUUCCAUCGGGUUCCUCCCUACAGAGCCUUCACCUUCCGCCAUUACCAACAACAUUGCGGCUGUUGUUCUGAUGGGUGAUCCGAGCACCACCAAAGGCCAACCCUUCCACGUUGGAAGUAGUGUUGGCAACGGUAUAUUUCCCCGUCAAAAGCCUGAGGGAUGCAAAUGUGUUUCGGACAAGACGAUCUCGUUCUGCGACGCCGGUGACCCUUUCUGCGAGGCUGGAGGCCACGAUUUGAGAGCCCAUAUGAACUACGUGACGGCAUAUGGACAUGUUGCUGCCGACUAUGCUGUGGGCAUGUUUCAUAAAGCCCAAAAUAGUAGCUUGACACAAUUUGGAUCAAACAGUUCAACUUAAGGUUUUGUGUUCAGAGUUUGGAGUAUGUAUAGGAACAGAUAAGGCUCUAUCGUCACUGGGAAGACUGAGACUAAAUUAUCAUUAAGUCAGC